Molecule: messenger RNA, 2979 nt
Organism: Eremomyces bilateralis CBS 781.70
Lineage: Eukaryota; Fungi; Ascomycota; Dothideomycetes; Eremomycetales; Eremomycetaceae
Product: glycogen phosphorylase-like protein
Exons: 12
Coding region: 194-2830 (878 amino acids)
Biological process (GO): glycogen catabolic process
Cellular component (GO): cytoplasm
Molecular function (GO): glycogen phosphorylase activity; pyridoxal phosphate binding
Source: RefSeq, a predicted model, not a curated record
UUGACCCAGUGUGCAAAGUGGGAUUGACUGCCCUCAUAUCCCCCUCCCUUCCAAAUCUUCAUAUCUCCUUCCUCCCAAUAUCAUCUCGUUUGCCAACCUCUUCCCCUCCCUGAUCUCCUUGACUUUCUUCGACGCAAGAAACCUCUGUGGUUGUGUUCAGUUGCAUCUCGUCCCUCAUCCCUACUACCCCACCAUGGCCUCCUCAACACGCGAGCGGCGGCCCAGCACCAGCGCUCCGCUGUCCGAUCUCAAAGGUCCAAUUGGGCCUGGGUUCUCCCGCCCGAAGCAUAAGAGAACCGUGACAGGAUUCGGUCCGGCGGAGAUCAAGAGCGUGGAAGCCAGUAUACCAGAACCUCAACGGGAAGCUUGGAAGAAGUUCGCACCGAAGCCUUUCCAGACAGCCGAGGAGUUUGAGAGAGAAGCUAUCCGACAUAUCGAGACCACCCUUGCGCGAUCCUUGUACAAUUGCGAUGAAUUCGCGACAUACGCCGGGACUGCCCUCGCAUUUCGCGACCGGCUCAUCAUCGAUUGGAAUACGACGCAGCAGAACCAUACGUUCAAGGACCAGAAACGCGUAUACUACCUUUCUCUCGAGUUCUUGAUGGGUCGGACACUCGACAAUGCCAUGCUGAACGUUGGGCUCAAGAACAUCGCCAAGGAGGGGCUUGAAAGUCUCGGCUUCCGAAUGGAGGACAUCGUCGCUCAGGAGCACGAUGCGGCUCUUGGAAACGGUGGGCUUGGACGUCUUGCCGCUUGCUUUCUGGAUAGUCUAGCAUCCCUGAACUAUCCUGCGUGGGGAUAUGGCCUCCGAUAUCGCUAUGGUAUCUUCAAGCAGGAGAUUGUGGACGGCUACCAGGUCGAAGUUCCCGACUACUGGUUGGACUUCAACCCGUGGGAGUUCGCUCGUCAUGAUAUCAAGGUCGACGUCCAGUUUUACGGUUCCGUCAGGAAGUAUCAGGACGACGACGGCAAAUCCAUCAGUGUUUGGGAGGGGGGCGAGAUUGUGCAAGCUUUGGCUUUUGAUGUUCCAAUUCCCGGCUACCAGACUGCCACCACGAACAACUUGCGGCUAUGGGGCAGUAAAGCAGCAUCUGGCGAGUUUGACUUCCAGAAAUUCAACUCGGGUGAUUAUGAGAGCUCAGUCGCCGACCAGCAGCGAGCCGAGACCAUCUCUGCUGUGUUGUAUCCAAAUGACAACCUCGAACGAGGAAAGGAACUUCGUCUAAAGCAACAGUACUUCUGGUGCGCGGCAUCAUUAUACGAUAUCGUCCGCCGAUUCAAGAAGACCCAUCGCUCUUGGACCGAAUUCCCUAACCAAGUGGCCAUUCAACUGAAUGACACGCAUCCCACCCUUGCGAUUCCCGAGCUAAUCAGGAUUUUGAUUGAUCUCGAAGGCUUGGACUGGGACCAGGCAUGGGACAUCACUAGCAAGACCUUUGGGUAUACCAACCACACUGUGCUGCCGGAGGCACUUGAAAAGUGGUCGGUCCCGCUCAUGCAACAUCUCCUCCCCCGCCACCUUCAAAUUAUCUACGACAUCAACCUCCAAUUCCUCCAGUAUGUCGAACGAACCUUCCCCAAGGACCGAGACAUGCUCUCCCGCGUCUCGGUCAUCGAGGAGUCCAACCCCAAGAUGGUUCGCAUGGCGUAUAUCGCGGUCAUUGGGUCUCACAAAGUCAACGGCGUGGCGGAGCUGCAUUCGGACCUCAUCAAGACAACCAUUUUCAAGGAUUUCGUUGCGAUCUUUGGUCCUGAUAAAUUCACGAACGUUACCAACGGUAUCACUCCCAGACGAUGGCUACACCAAGCCAACCCUCGGCUUUCCGAGCUGAUCGCGAGCAAACUGGGCGGCUAUGAUUUCCUCAAGGAUCUGACGAUGCUCCACAAGCUGGAAGCCUACGUCGACGACGCUGCGUUCCGCAAGGAGUUCCAGGAGAUCAAAUACGCCAACAAAGUUCGGCUCGCGAAGCUCAUCAAGGACUCGACUGGCGUGAGCGUCAAUCCGGCGUCGCUGUUCGACAUUCAGGUCAAACGCAUCCACGAGUACAAGCGCCAGCAGCUGAACAUCUUCGGCUGCAUCCACCGCUACCUGCAGAUCAAGGCGAUGACCCCUGCCGCACGGAAGAAGGUCAUGCCGCGGGUGCACAUCUUCGGCGGCAAGGCGGCCCCGGGAUACUGGAUGGCGAAGACGGUCAUCCACCUCAUCAACCAAGUAGGCAAGGUCAUCAACUCCGACCCCGACGUUGGCGACCUGAUGAAGGUCAUCUUCCUCGAGGACUACAACGUCAGCAAGGCCGAAUUGAUCGUGCCGGCCAGCGAUAUCAGCGAGCACAUUUCGACCGCCGGCACCGAGGCCAGCGGGACCAGCAACAUGAAGUUCGUCCUGAACGGCGGGUUGAUCAUCGGGACCUGCGACGGCGCCAACAUCGAAAUCACCCGCGAGAUCGGCGAAGCCAACAUCUUCCUCUUCGGCAACCUCGCCGAAGACGUCGAAGACCUCCGCCACGCGCACCUUUACGGGCGCUACCAACUCGACCCCGCGCUCGCCACCGUAUUCGACGCGAUCAAGCACGGGACCUUUGGCGACGCAUCCUCGUUCUCGGCGCUGGUCAACGGGAUCGUCGACCACGGCGACUACUACCUCGUCUCGGACGACUUCGCGUCGUACUGCAAGACGCAGGAGCUGAUCGACGAGGGAUAUCGGAAUCAGGAGGAGUGGGUGACAAGGGCGAUCACGAGCGUGGCGCGGAUGGGGUUCUUUAGUAGUGAUCGGUGCAUUGAUGAGUAUGCUGAGAUGAUCUGGAAUGUAGAGCCGGUUGUGCCGGAGUAGUAUGGGGGUGGUUUUCUAGGGAAUGAGGCAUGUCGGGUCGUGGGUUAGGGUAAGGAAGGGAUGGUGCAGAUAGCGAAUUUGACAUCUCUUGGGUACCGUGAUUACGGUUGAUUUGUUCAUUUCACGAAAGCGGAGCGAAUAUGAAUUUC